AGCCCUGGAACGACUGCCCAAGGAAGCGGCGCAGUCGCCACGCCGGGGGUGUUUAAAACACCCCCACACGCGGCCGUGACGACAGCGUUCCAUUGCCCGGCCGCUGCCAUCUGGGCGCUGCCGGCAGACGCGGGGGGGAAAGGUGCGGCCGCCCCCCCACCAGCUCAUGCGAGUGGUGCGCUCCACGCACGGCGUGCGUCCUCGCGGGCCAAUAGGGAGCGGCUGCGGGCGCAGUUCAAACUUCGGCGGCGGUUGGGGCGGGCGCUGCCGGUGCUCCCGGCCCCGUCCCUUGUCCGCUCCCGGUCCCGCUCCUCCUGGCCCGGUCCCGCUCCUCCUGUCCCGGGCGGGCAUGGCUGACGAGGGCGCCGUCACGGUGUGCGUGCGAGUGCGGCCGAUCAUCGCCAGAGAAAAUGCCUCGGGAGAUAAAGUGCCCCUGUACUGGAGAAGUGAGAAUAAUACUGUUUCCGACGUGAGCGGUACCAAAAUAUUUAGUUACGAUCGUGUGUUUCACUCAAGUGACAACACUCAGCAGUUGUAUGAUGGUGUAGCUGUUCCAAUUAUACAGUCAGCUGUGCGAGGCUAUAAUGGCACGAUUUUUGCUUACGGACAGACUGCUUCAGGGAAGACUUACACAAUGAUGGGGAAUGAAGAUUCCGUGGGCAUUAUCCCUAAGGCAAUUCAGCAUGUGUUCAAAAUUAUUUGUGAGAUUCCUGAAAGAGAAUUCCUGCUACGGGUUUCUUACAUGGAAAUCUACAAUGAAACAAUUACUGAUUUGCUUUGUGAUAAUAGGAAAAAGAAGCCUCUGGGAAUUCGUGAGGAUGUUAAUAGGAAUACGUAUGUAGAAGAUCUGAUUGAAGAAGUAGUGGUUGCCCCAGAACAAGUUAUGGAAUGGAUCAGGAAAGGAGAAAGAAAUCGCCAUUAUGGAGAAACAAAAAUGAAUGAACACAGCAGCCGUUCUCACACUAUCUUCAGAAUGAUCAUUGAAAGCAGAGAACGAAGUGACCCUGCAAAUGCAAACUGUGAUGGAGCAGUCAUGGUUUCCCACUUGAACUUGGUAGAUCUGGCAGGCAGUGAAAGAGCGAGUCAAACAGGAUCUGAAGGUGUUCGACUGAAAGAAGGCUGUAAUAUAAAUCGGAGCUUGUUCAUUCUGGGUCAAGUUAUCAAAAAACUUUGUGAUGACCCUUCUGGCUUCAUAAAUUACAGAGACAGCAAGCUGACUCGAAUUCUGAAGAACUCCCUUGGAGGAAAUGCUAAAACAGUUAUUAUUUGUACAAUUACUCCUGUUUCUUUUGAUGAGACACUCAGCACUCUUCAGUUUGCCAAUACAGCCAAAGGAAUGAAGAAUACACCAAAAGUCAAUGAAGUUCUUGAUGAUGAUGCACUGCUGAAGAGAUACCGCAAAGAAAUUCUGGAUUUGAAAAAGCAGCUGGAGGAAGUGUCUUCAAAAACUCAGAUUCACGCAAUGGAAAAGGAUCAGCUGGCCCAGCUGUUGGAAGAAAAAAAUUCCCUUCAAAAAGUACAGGAGGACAGGAUACGAAACUUAACUGAGAUGCUGGUGACUUCUGCUUCCUUUGCCUCAAAACAGAAUGUUAAAGCCAAGAGAAAAAGAAGAGUUACUUGGGCUCCUGGUAAAAUAAACCAGGCAAAUGUGAGCUUUUUUGAAGACUUUGAAAAUGUAAUGCCGACUGAAACAAAAAAAAUGAAGUUGUCUCUGCCAGCAAUACCAGAUGUGGAGGAUUCUGCCUUAGAGAAUUUUGGGUAUGACAGCCAUUGCCGGAUGGUUCCUGAUCAAAUUUCAGAAGCAGAAUGGGUUGCUGGUCCCAGCAUGAAUUGGAUCCAGGAAGACUUUGAAGAAUCUGUGCAACUCUGUGAAGCAUUAGCACUAGAAAAGGAUAUUGCUGUAAAUGAGGUCAACGUCCUGCAAGCUAACUUUGAUAACCUAGUGCUGGAAAAUGGGCAGUUGAAAUCAGAAAUAAAUGAACUGAAAGAGAAACUGAAGGAAAAAACAGAAAUCGAUGAAUUUGAAGCACUGGAAAAGCAAACACAAAAAGAUCAUGAGAUUGAACUAAUGCAGGAAAUUACCAGCUUAAAGAAUCUAAUUUCAAAUGCUGAAGUGUACAGUGAGGAACUUGAGGCAGAAAUAAAUUCCAAACUGGAACAGCUGAAAGAGAAAGAGAACAAAAUAAAAAUGUUACAGAAUCGUGUGGAAGAACUACAAAAAGCAGAAGUGGAAAAAAAGGAGACAUCUUUUGCACUGGGAGAUUGUGAUAAACUAACUGAAGAAAUUCAGCAGCUGAAUAAGUCCCUCUUAGACAGUGAAGCCAUAGCCUUGGAUGCCAAAAAGGAAUCUGCUUUUCUCAGAAGUGAAAAUUUGGAGUUGAAGGAAAAGAUGAAUGAACUCUUAAAUAACCACAACCAAAUGCAAAAGGAUGUCCAGUUAUAUCAAAGCCAAAUAGAAGCGGGAAAAGCCAGUUACCGAAAAAUGCAAGCUGACUUGCAGAGAGAGCUGCAGUCUUUAUUUCAAGAAAACACAAGACUAACUUCACUGAUGGAGGGUAAAGUUCCAAAAGAUUUGCUUUCUCAUGUGGAGCUGGAAAAAAAGGCAGCUGACUUAAAAGGAGAACUAGAAAAUGCUUUGAAAGAGAAUGCAUUUCUACAGAAACAAGUAAAUGAGCUAUCAGAAUUGCAAUCUCUACCAAAUACUGUUGAGAUGCAAAAGAAAGAGAUUCUUGAAAAAUGUGAGGAGUUACACUUAUUAAAAUUGGAAAAUGAAAAGCUGCUUUCUGAAGUAACUGAUAAUGAAUUGAGACUUAAGCAUAUGUCUGAAGAAAUUGAAAAAUCAAAAGACAAUCUCACAGAUGUACAACUGAAAUACACAAAGUCUGAUGAGCAAUAUGUAGCACUUAAACAGCUCCAUGAAGAAAUAGAACAAAAAUACAGAGCUGCAUCAGAAACCAAUGAACAAAUGAAGCUCCAAAUAGAAUGCCUAUCUAAAGAAGCACAAGAGUCUAAAACAAUUUUGGAUGAAAUUAAAUUAGAGCUCUCUAGCAAAACGAAAGAACUGGAAGAGAGAGAAGCAGAGCAAAAUCAACUUCUUGAGCUAAGAGAAAAUCUUGUUCAGACUCAGCAGAAGUUAAAUGAACUGGAGCAAUUAAAAGAGGAGGAAGAAAGGCUUAGUGAAGUGAGACCGGAGGCCAAAGAUUUGGAGAUCCAGGCAGUCUUGCAGCAGCUUACAGAAUGUCGGGAAGAAAUAAAAACUCUAACCCAGGAAAGAGAUGACCUGAAACAAAAAGGGGAGUUUCUCCAAGCUGAGACUGAGCAACUCAGAGAGGAUAUAAAGGACACGGUUUCAAUGAACAUCGUGGCACAGGAAGAUCUGAGAAAUACACAAAACUCUCUGAAGGAAUCCCAGAAAACUGUCAAGAAGUUGGAAAAAAGUAUUUCUGAAAAAGAAUCUCAGAUUUUGAGUGUUGAAGAGGCACUAGGGAAAACCAUUAAAGAACUCCAAAUACGGAUCUCAGAAAUGAGAGAAGAAAUUAAAAUCAUCACAGCAGAGAGAGAUCAGCUUGCUGAGGAAAAAUUAGGAAGUAACAACUGUAGAGAAAGUGACCAGCUUCAGGUGCAAAAGGAACAAAUCAAUUUCCUUACUCAAGAGAACCGUUCAUUGCAGGAGAAGCUGGACAGUUUACUUUUGAAAAGAGAGGAGUCUGGGGAAGGAACUUUGUCUCUUACAAAACAGCUACCACAGAUUCAAGGACAAUCCAUGGAGCAAGAGUUAUUUCUUCUGAGAGAAGAGCUGAGCCAGGCACUACAGAAAUUGCAUGAAAUGGAGGAAGCAAAGGCCAGUGAAUAUCAAGGGGAAUCUGAAAAAAUGGAGAGAACAGAUGUUAUUCCAAAACCAUAUGACUGCCAGGAAGUCAGUGCCCAGACAGAAGGAGAUGGUGAUGAUUUUAAAAUGCAACUGGAAAAUCUCCAGAAAGAGAGAGACCAGCUAAGAGAAACGCUACAGGAAAUGAUUAGCAAGAACUCGGAGAUGCAGGAGGAGUUGAGAUGUACUUGUGAAGCUCUUGGACAACAUCAGGAGCAGAUUGUGGAGCUGACAGGAAGAAUUGCAGAGAAAGAAAACCAGAUCUUGAGGGCGCAAGAGGAAUUGAAGGAAAAAACUGAUGAACUGCAGCAGAAGCUUUCUGAAGUCACUGAGAACCUGACUCGUGUCUCAGCUGAGUACAGUGACCUCCUGGCAGAAAAGCAACAAACUGAAGGGGCAAUGAGUGAGCAAGUGUGUCAGCAGCUUGAGAGAAUCACUUCACUUAACAAGGAGAAGGAAGAGCUUCAGCAAAUGGUAGAGACUUGUAAAGAAAGGGAAGAACACUUGUUGAAGGUUCAGAGGCAAUCAGAGAUAUCGGCAGACAGCCUGACAAGCAAGGUGAGGACUUUUGGUGAGCUUCUUGAGAAAUUCCCAAGUAUGAGGGAGAGAUAUGAAUGUCUGUCUACAGUGUCUCUUAAGCUGAGGAGUGAACUGAACAGUCAGAAAGCACUGAUAGCUGCGAUACUGCCUCAGCUCACACUGGAGCAGAGUAAACAAAUCAAAACACUUCAAACUAAAAAUGAGGCAAUCAACAGUCGUCUCCAGAGGUUAUUGACCAAAUUGAAGGUUCUGUUCAGCUGUGCUUGCACAAAGAGAAGAGAGUACCACACUACUGUUCACAGGUAUGCAAUGGAAUUGCUUGAGGAAAAGAGAAAACAAGAUCACCUACAAUCCCAGAUUCAAUGUCUAAGGAAGAUGAAUUUGAAGCAGAAUGAAGUAUCAUCGCAAGAGUUAAACAGCUGUGAAGGGCUGCAGAGUUUGCACUUGGAUGCAGAGAGCAUUGUCAAAGAUGUAUCAGAAAUGGAAAAUGAACUUCUCUGCAUAGAAGCAGAGUUAGAGCAGGAAGAAAGUGCUAGAAAAGAAACAAUACAGUUCUGGGAAGCUUGUUCAGGAACUCACUGGGAUGCAGAGGAGCUGAAAGAAGAACUAAAGAAAGAUAAUGAAAGACUCUUGCAAGUCUUUGAAUUCUGGUCUCCUAAAGUAAAGAUACUCCUUGAACUUUGUUCAGAGCUGGAUGCCAGAACUGCUGAUUAUAGUAAAAAUGCUGAUGUUGAAUUAAAACAGAGAAAGGAGAAAAAUGAAGAGUUGCUUCAGGAUCUAAACACUCUAAAAGAAAAACUGACCCCUGGUGGCUCUGCCAGUCUAGCAUUAGAAGAAGAAAAUUACAGGCUUCAUAAUAAAUUAAAGGCUGCAGAAGAAGAUAAAAAGGCUAUGAAAGUAAAAAUUCAGAAGUUAGAAAAUGUAAUAAAUGAAGUAGGAGACAGUGUCAAAGAGAGAGAUGAGAAGAUAAGCAAGUUACAAGCACAGAUGAGAAUAAGAACAGAGACAAGUGAGCUCACCCAACUGCAAGCCAAACUGAAUGAGAUGGAUAAUUGCCUCAGGACUGCCUUAGCAGAGAAGCAGAGUCUUCAGGCAAAAUUAGAUAAAGGUGCUGAGCUGUACAAAGAAGAAAUUGACCAUCUCAAAACACAAUUGGUAAAAAGUGAUCUGGAAAGAAUGAAACAAUCCAACUUCUUUGAAGUGAAUCUUCGUAAUUAUAAAGCCACUGCAGAACACCAAGAACAACAGUUAAAAAAGCUAAAGGAAGAACUGAGAAGAGCACGCCAAGAGCAAGAUGUUACUGUGCUGAAAGAAGCAGAUCCUCAGCAAUCCCAAAUACCCCUUACUUGUGGUGGCGGCAGUGGUAUUGUGCAGAGCACACAAAUACUUGUUCUAAAAUCUGAACAAGCCAAGCUACAGAAAGAGAACUUGCAGCUGAAGAAGCAAAACGACCUUCUACUGAGUGAUGUACUUCAACUGAAAGAGGAACUCAGGAAAUGGAAAGAAAGAGCACUAAAAUGGAGAGAACAAUCCUCAAGAGAAACUACUCGAGAGACAAUACCAAAGUCUCCUAAAAAGGCAGUGUCAUAUUUCUUUAAAGAGCAAAUGCCUUCACCCUGCAAGGAAACUGUUUCUCAGGAAACAGUGACUCAGGACCUACCAAAACCUCUGCCUCUUAUUUGUCCAACAAAUUUCUUUGAUAAUUCCAACUGGGGUUUGCUAACAGAUACGCGACCUGCGGGCACAGAGUCCACAGAAGAACAUCUUAAGCACUUGUGUGGGACUUCAGACAGAGAUAAAGCCCCUGAUUGCAGCACCCAGUAAAGAUGCUCUGUUGUUAGCUGCCCUUACAGUGCCUACAGCCAAGAUCUGCAUAUACAAAAGAAAAUUGCUUCAGGUUAAAAACCAUCAGCCUCUUCCAUCUUUGCUGUCUUGGAGUUUCUAUUUCUCACACCUGGGAAAGCUGGAAUAUGAGGACAAAGAUGGAAAACCAGAUGUCCCACAACCUGCUAAUCUGCUGAUGUUCUGCUUUGGUGUUUUGAUGUGGACUUUUUUUGAUGGCAAAGAGAGGCUAAUGUACUGAAGAAAAAAUGGAAACAAGGAAUGGAUGACAAACUAAUUACUGUGAAACUUCUCAAUCUCCAACUUUUCAUUCUAUCAUUCCUAGAACAGCCCUUUUCUGGGAUGUUGAUAUUUCUGUCUUCAAAGUGCUGUUGACUUGGCAAGAAAUAUUUUUUUUGUUUGUUAGCAUGUGGUUUUCAUACCAUACUUCCAUUAGGCCAAUAGAAACUGCACUUUCAUCACAAUCUUGACUUCUUUGGACACUGUAACCGAAGUUACUGAUCUUCUGUUUGUAGAGCACACAAUCAAGGGUUCCUCUUAAACUCCUUAAAAGUUUCUGCAGCUCAGCCAAUUGUGGUACCGUGAGUAACUUUGAAUUUUGCAUCAUUUUUCAACACACCUGUCUGAAGUUGUGUAUUGGAUUCUUUUAAAAUAGUAAACAAUGGACUUCACACUCUUCUGCUUCUCUAGUGAAGGGAAAACAAACCAGAUCAUUGUGGCAAGAUGGACUCUUUAAUUAACCUACUUAUCUGUGUUGUGAGACCUACAUUUUGUAUGUUUUAUAUAAGAAAUUUGAACUUGA
Molecule: messenger RNA, 7052 nt
Organism: Passer montanus (Eurasian tree sparrow)
Lineage: Eukaryota; Metazoa; Chordata; Aves; Passeriformes; Passeridae
Gene: CENPE
Product: centromere protein E
Exons: 39
Coding region: 167-6232 (2021 amino acids)
Biological process (GO): mitotic cell cycle; microtubule-based movement
Cellular component (GO): microtubule
Molecular function (GO): plus-end-directed microtubule motor activity; ATP binding; microtubule binding
Source: RefSeq, a predicted model, not a curated record